UAUUUCCGCAACCAAUUCUGAGUGUUUCCCCCCUGCCCAAGAAUUCCCCCUCCCUCGCGAUUCUACAGAAACCCAGAACACUCAAGAAAUAUACCCACGAUUUUCUCCUCUGUUUUCUGAUUCAUGAUUAAUGAAAUUGUUGAAUCGAGAGGUCGAUUGUCAGCUGGAGGAGAUCAUAAAUUGUAAUGCAUGUGGCGGUGGAUCUGAACUGGUUCCUGCAAUUCAUAGUGUUGGCGUUCGCGGCGGUGUUUGGGUUUCUCUAUUUGGUUGGGAACACUGCGUCUAGGUUUUUUGUAGUCGACUCCAAUUUCGGUUCCAUGGCCGCCGAUUUUUCUACGGAUCGCAAGAGUGGAGAGAGCGUGGCGGCAGCAGUCGGCGGAGCCGCCGAGGUUCUGGAUUCCUGCGCGGUUUGCGGUCGUCUCACGAAUAAGCAGUGCGCCCGUUGCAAGAUGGUCAAGUAUUGCUCUGAAGAUUGUCAACGAUCUCACUGGAAUUCUGAGCAUAUGAUGAAAUGCAAGGAUUUGCAAUCAUUUUACAGAGCCAAUAAUACAAAAUCGACAUCUCUAUUGAGAGAAAGGAAAGCUUCACUUGUUCCUGUAGGUGGAAGCAGCUCAAAGCUUCUCAAACAAUCAAACAAGAUACUUUUCCCAUAUGAGGAAUUUGUACAAUUUUUCAAUUGGGACAAGCCAGGUUAUCCACCUUGUGGACUUCUAAAUUGUGGAAAUAGUUGCUUUGCUAAUGUGGUGCUUCAGUGUCUUGCAUACACUCGGCCACUUGUUGCCUACUUGUUGGAGAAAGGCCACAAGAAAGAAUGCCAGAUGGACGAUUGGUGCUUCCUGUGUGAAUUUCAAAAUCAUGUGGAAAGGGCUAGCCAGAGUCUUGCUCCAUUUUCUCCUAUCAAUAUUCUUUCACGAUUGCCUAAUAUUGGCGGUAAUCUUGGCUAUGGAAAGCAGGAGGACGCGCACGAGUUUAUGAGGUUUGCUAUCGACACAAUGCAAUCUGUUUGCCUCGAUGAAUUUGGUGGAGAAAAGGCUGUUCAUCCCCUCUAUCAAGAGACAACCCUUAUUCAACAUAUAUUUGGUGGUCGACUUCAAUCUCAGGUUAUAUGCACUGAAUGCAAUAAUGUCUCGAACCAAUUUGAGAACAUGAUGGACUUAACUGUUGAAAUUCAUGGGGAUGCUGGAUCUUUGGAGGAAUGCUUGGAUCAGUUCACUGCCAAAGAGUGGCUUCACGGGGAUAAUAUGUAUAAAUGUGAUAAUUGCAAUACUUAUGUCAUGGCAUGGAAGCGCCUAAAUGUUCAGCGGGCCCCAAACAUUCUUACAAUUGCCUUGAAAAGAUUUCAGAGUGGAAGAUUUGGGAAACUCAACAAGAGGAUAACUUUUCCGGAGACACUGGAUCUCAGCUCUUACAUGAGUGAAUCAGAUGGAAACGAUGUUUACAAGUUGUAUGCCGUUAUUGUCCACGUGGACAUGCUUAAUGCAUCCUUUUUUGGACACUAUAUCUGCUACGUUAAGGACUUCCGCGGGAAUUGGUACCGGGUUGAUGAUUGUAAGGUUGCUAGUGUUGAUUUGGAUGAGGUGCUCUCGCAGGGAGCUUAUAUGCUCUUGUAUAGCAGGAUUUGUGUCCGCCCUUCU
Sesamum indicum (sesame) is the source of this 1634-nucleotide messenger RNA. Its product is annotated as ubiquitin carboxyl-terminal hydrolase 18. Gene Ontology annotation, cellular component: nucleus; cytosol. Lineage: Eukaryota; Viridiplantae; Streptophyta; Magnoliopsida; Lamiales; Pedaliaceae. Gene Ontology annotation, molecular function: cysteine-type deubiquitinase activity. Gene Ontology annotation, biological process: protein deubiquitination. The record is from RefSeq and is a predicted model, not a curated record.